Meloidogyne enterolobii is the source of this 1044-nucleotide messenger RNA. The record is from the annotation of a GenBank genome assembly. NCBI's taxonomy places the organism in Eukaryota, Metazoa, Nematoda, Chromadorea, Rhabditida, Meloidogynidae.
AUGGGCAGCACGUAUUCUGCAUUAGCUAAUUUAGAUGAUAAUGAUUUAAUUCUUAAUCAAACAGAAAAUAAUCUAAUAAAUUCUUCUAGAGAUCACCAACCACCAUCAAUAUCAUCUCAAUAUUCAAUUCAACGUCCACCUCCUGUACAUAAAAAUUCUAUAAAUUGGUUAAGUGUUGUUAGACCAGAAAUGAUUGUUUCUUGUAGUUCUGACAAUACAAUUGUUUUAAGUAAUAUGGAUACUUGUAAUUGUGUAACUAGAUGGAAAGGACAUGAAAAAGAAAUAAAUAAAGUUAUGUAUAAGCAUAGUGGAUCUCAACAUUUUGUUUUGUCAGGCUCUAAAGAUUGUUCUAUUCGCCUUUGGCGUUUUAAUGAAACAGAAUGUGUACAAACAUUUAAUGGUCAUCAAUUUGGGGUUACCGGUUUGGCUGCCCUCGGAGAAGAAAAUUUUGUUUCUGGUGCUCGUGAUGGAAAAUUAUUUAUGUGGAACAUUGAACAUGCUAAUCAACCUAUAUGUUCUUCAAAUAUAUCUAAUAGCCAAAAUAUUAUAACACACAUUGAAGUAGACAACGAAAAUAAAAUUCUCUUCCAAACAUCUGAAGAUGGAGCUAUAAGAUUUUGGGAUAUAAAUAAUCUUUCAUUAAUAGAAACAAUCCCUUCUUCGGGUGGUCACCAGCCAAUAUGGCAUUGUAGUAGAUUAGCAAAUUUUGAACCAAAUGCUUUAUUAACAGCGGAAGGAGGGGAUGGAAAUGAAAUUAAGGAUGUUAGAGCAGCAAUAUUUCUUCAAUCUCAACCACAAAUAACUUCAAAACGUUUAAUGCUUAGUGUUAGCAAUGAUAGAACAAUUCGUUUAUGGGACGUUAAUAAUGGAAAAUGUAUUUGGACAGAAAAUAAUAUCACAGCAGAAUUAAAUUGUUGUGCAGAUUUUACAAAUGGAAGAGUUGUUGUUUGUGGGAGAGAUGCAACUUUAUGUGAAUUAAGACUUAUGGCAAAAGCAGGCCGCCCUUUCUUGCGUUGCAUCUCUUAUCAAUGCAUUGAAGAUUAA